AAUCCAUUAAAUCUCAAUUUUCAAAUAUCAUCUUUCUAACAGAUUUUGGAUUCAAUGGAAGUUAGGUUUGAUUUGAUGAUCCGAUCGUGACAAAUGGAAGUUGAUCUCUAUUUUGAUCCCCUCGCCGUAAAAAUUGGCUUCUCCUUCUCGAUAUUUCCCUCUCUCUCUCUGCUCUAACAUUCCUCUUUCUCCUUCAAUUCAUGCAUUUCAUCCUUAAUUACUAGAGAUCUCAUUUCCUCCAAAUUUUCGUUUUCUUCUUCGUCCUCUUCCUUCUCUUGGCGCUGAUUCUCCUGAAAAUUUCAGGAUCGGCUUCAAUGACGAGUUGUACAAGAUGCUGAAUCAACGUUAUCCCGAGGUGUCCUGUUUGGAAACAAUCUUAAUUUUUCAGACAGAGAUUCGAUCUUGUAUUUUCAAUGGGAAACUGCUGGACUAAGCUUUUCAAUAGUGGACAAGAAGACUACGCUGAAGUCCAGAAUGUUGAUAGCAAAAACGUACAUCUCAUUACGUCGAUGGAGAAGUGGGAGGCGAAGCUUUUGGAAGCAACCGAAGAUGGCAAGAUUGUUAUUGCAAACUUCAGUGCACAUUGGUGUAGACCUUGUAAAUCCAUGACUCCAGCAUAUUGUGAGCUUGCUGAUAAGUAUACUUCCAUGGUAUUUUUAGCCAUUGACGUCGAUGAGCUAGCCGAACUGAGUACAUCGUGGGAUAUCAAAGCCACGCCAACGUUCGUGUUCUUUAAAGAUGGUCGCCAAGUAGAUAAAUUAGUAGGAGCUGACAAGUCAGAUCUGCAACAAAAGAUUGCUGCAAUGGACGAAUCGGGUGUGGCACAAAAAAAUUACAGCAGCUAAAGGAAGGUAUUUUCACCAAAGAGAGGGGGACACGUUCUUGGCUGCCGCUGUGGUUCCACCGUACCAAUCUACUUCGGGAUAAAAAUCGCAUUCAAGCGACCUCCACUUUUACAUUACAUUACCACAACUUAUCACUUAUAUGUACUUUCUCUUUUCCUUUAAACAUAAAUCUAACACAAUUUUGGUUAUUAGUCUUUUGAAUUAUGUUUAUGCCCAACUCAAAUUAUCUUUCUUUUUUAAA
This is a messenger RNA of Cucumis sativus (cucumber), 1086 nucleotides long. Its product is annotated as thioredoxin H-type. Lineage: Eukaryota; Viridiplantae; Streptophyta; Magnoliopsida; Cucurbitales; Cucurbitaceae. The transcript has 6 exons. The record is from RefSeq and is a predicted model, not a curated record. Bases 414 to 845 code for a protein of 143 amino acids.